Molecule: messenger RNA, 1855 nt
Organism: Corticium candelabrum
Lineage: Eukaryota; Metazoa; Porifera; Homoscleromorpha; Homosclerophorida; Plakinidae
Product: AP-5 complex subunit mu-1-like
Exons: 12
Coding region: 38-1558 (506 amino acids)
Biological process (GO): endosomal transport
Cellular component (GO): lysosome; late endosome; cytosol
Source: RefSeq, a predicted model, not a curated record
GCGAUGAGUAUUCGUGCUGUUUGGGUUGUAAAUCUAAAUGGUGACCGAGAAGUACUGUUUUCGAGGUAUUAAACAUUACAGAUUGCAAAUGAAUAUUUUAAUCGUGUACAUGAUGACAAGGCGAUAUCCAACGGUGGAACGUCGAGCAAAGACGAGCACUGCCUACCAUCCAUUACCGUCCGACCCAGAGUGGUUAGACGCCAUUCUUAUGGAGUGCGGGGAGACUUAUCAUGGAGAUGAGAUGCAGUUUGUUGAAGAGCGGGACACAUGUGACAAGUCGGUGAGAAAGCCAGUUUAUGAGCUUUUUAACGGAAAGCAGUGGCCACUUGUGGUCUUGGAAAAGUACGGUCUUCUUUUCUGCUGCUUGCCCCUCUUAGAAUCUAGUAGUUCAAACAAGAGACCAUCCUUAGUUGAAUUACCUGGCGUUUCAGUUGGAUUUGAUUUGCUAGAGCAGUUGGCAGAAUUUCUUGGUCCCCAGGCAGCAGUUCUUGGCACAACUUCUGUAAAAUUGAGAGACUUGUAUAAUUAUCUAAACAUUGCUGCACCGUUUGGAAGUCCAAUUGACAGCAAUCCCCACACAAUCAAAUCGGUUCUUCAGACAAAACUGCCACCUUGGACUUUAAAACAAAAGCAACCAGCAUGGAAGCCAUUCUUGUACAAGGGAAGUCCGAAGCUACACUUUUUAAUCAAAGAACAGAUUUGGGCCGUACAGUAUGACAACAAGACUACACCAGAUGUGUGGGAAAUUGCAGGUACCAUCAUGUGCAAGGCUGAGCUUGAGGGUUUACCCGAUGUGUCUGUUAUUAUCACUGUUCCAGAUGAGGGAUCUCCACUUGAUCAUAUUGUUGUUCAUCCUUGUGUCCAGUCUGGUGACACUGAAGAACCUCCACUGCUGGCCCAAUCAUUGAGUGAGUCUCUUGCUGCUGCUGCAGCUUCUAACUCAGCAGCAUUGAAGAGUCGUAAGCUGAAGUUUUCUCCGCCGUUGGAGAGUUUUGUAUUAUGUCAAUAUAUGGCAUCCUCAGUUCCACAUUUGCCUAUCCGAGGUUUCUAUCAAAUGAAGGGAGAACGGGUAGUGAAGUUAUUGAUUCAACUGAAACUGAGCGACAAAGUAAAAAAUCAGUUUGAAUACUGCGAAGUACACAUACCAUUUUUCAACAGAGGUCCCAUCAUUAAUGCUGAUGUCUCCCCAACAUCAGCCAUUGUCACUCCUUCAACAGACAAGAAAGCAAUGAUAUGGAACAUCGGAAACAAAUUCCCAUCAAAGUCUUUAGAAAUGUCGAUGAAUGCUACUGUAUACUUUGGUGACCAGCCACCUGACCAGAUCUCUUCUGCUGUAGAUGCCUUUUGUGUGGGGCUAAAUGCAUACAUUGAGAUUCGUUUCAAGAUGGCAGACUUCACUAUUAGUGGAUGCAACAUAGAUCAACGUUCGGUCACAGCGUAUCCUAACGUUAAACCCAAAUUAACCACAGUACGUGAGUUCUGCAGCACAACGUUUAGAAUAUGGAACUCCCAUGGAGACGCACUUAUGGCGUUACCUUUCUCUCAAGCUACUACAUGACGAAUAUCCGAAAUAUAAUGGGUGGCUGCUGCGUACACGUUCAAACACAUACAAAACUUGGUGUCACCCAACCAUCAAUAUUCAUCUACUCUAGUUCCAUUAUUGUGUAUUGCUCUCUAUUCAACAAGCGCUACGUCUUCAGACUACGUUUUGUACUUUCUUCUAUGAAGGUUACUAAUUAUUCGACAGAUUGAUUGAUCUGUUAUUAUAUAUAUAGACGAAACUGCUAUUGAGUUGUGUAAGGAUUGUUGUUGAUUUAGUCAUUUGGAGCACAACAACUUAACAGAAUUUUUGGUU